Theileria equi strain WA is the source of this 1473-nucleotide messenger RNA. RefSeq lists its product as hypothetical. The coding region runs from base 1 to 1473 and encodes 490 amino acids. The transcript has a single exon. The record is from RefSeq and is a predicted model, not a curated record. Lineage: Eukaryota; Apicomplexa; Aconoidasida; Piroplasmida; Theileriidae.
AUGACCAAGGAUCAAACUGUGGAUGUAGACAUUAGUAAGCAUCCAAGAAGCGAUGGACUACAAAAGGGUGUGAAUGGAGGACGUUAUUAUAAUAGUAAUGGUGGAACUGUUAAUCUGACGAGUGCCUGGUAUCCUGAUCCAGAAGGGACUUACUGGAAGUUUACUCAUACUCCAAAGGGUGGUAGAAUAGGUAAGAUUAAUAAGGGAUAUUCUAACCUUUCUACAAUUACUGAAUUUAAUAAUAAUGAUAAGAAGAGUGCUUCAGUCUUUUACUGGGGACAGGAUUAUAACUACGGCAAUCCUCUCCUAAUUCAACUUGGCGAGGGAGGCUCCUCAGUUUAUUACAUCACUGAUAAUGGUACUUCUUGGAGCAAACAAGGUGAAAUAAGUGAUAGUAAUCUCAGGAAAAAAUUAGAUGAACGAAACUGCAAAAGAAAUGGAGCUCACAUAGUAGACAUUUCACAGAAGGGUAAUUCUGGUUACACUCCUUACACCUGUCCUGGUUGUAGCGACAAUCAGAAAAUUAAAGUGUCAUACGACAACGGUUAUAGCCCAUCAGAUUACAGCUACUAUACACCUUUUACUCAUGGAUCCAUCUCAUUCUCGGUAACUAGUUUAAAGUAUAAUGACUAUUGGCAAGCUGGACUUCCAUCUCUAAAGGAUGUCAAAAGUAUCACGGUCUACUGGUAUAAGACGGGUAGUGCAAAUCCCAUCAUAGUUACCCAGUUCCAACAAGGUGGGAACAAGUGGUUCAGAAGGAAUACUAGAGAUGGAAACACUUGGAUCGAAGUCUCUAAUACUAAUGCUCUUCCUAGUGGAACUCCUCCUAAACUGGACCUCGACCUCUCUAAAUCGUCUGGUAUAACAUAUUUUGGUGGAAGUACUACAGGCAUAGGUGUAGCUGUGAGAUUUUGUCAUAUCGGAGAUGGCUAUUACAGAUGGCAGUAUUCUCUCAAGGGUGGUCUCUUUAAUGUCACUCGAAUUAGGCACGAGAAUACUCAGCUUUCUGAUAUAACACCCCCUUCCGAGAAACUACUUAGUGUUUCUGCAUACUACUCUGGAUAUGAUCUCGGAAAUACUAUAGGCCCCCUAUCUAAUCUUAUCCUGGUUGAAGUGGUUACUAGUGAGACAGGAACAAACCCUAAGUAUCUAUACUAUCAAAAGGAAAAUAAGGAUGGAACUAAUUGGAAAGAGCUGGUUAGAACUGAAGGAGGAACUGGUAAACAACUUGUUGGUGAAGCUCUAAAAGUAUUAUUGGUUAACCUUAAGGAGUUUAAGAAAACACUGAGCGAGCUUAAGGAUUUAAAAGCCAAACUUGAGGAACUUGAGAGACUAAAGACUAAGUCUCCAGAGUCGUCUACCACCACCAUAGCUGGAUCAUCUGUUGGCAGUGGACUAGGCGGAGCAGGGUUGGGUGCUCUUGCUAUGUGGAAGGGACCUUCUCUACUUGCACGACUAAUCACUCGCAUGUAG